Olea europaea var. sylvestris is the source of this 1697-nucleotide messenger RNA. Its product is annotated as UPF0481 protein At3g47200-like. The record is from RefSeq and is a predicted model, not a curated record. Lineage: Eukaryota; Viridiplantae; Streptophyta; Magnoliopsida; Lamiales; Oleaceae. The transcript is spliced from 2 exons. The coding region runs from base 183 to 1583 and encodes 466 amino acids.
AAAAGCAAAAGUAAAAACCUUGCCAAAAGGAACCUAAUCGUCUAAAGACGCUUCCUUCUUUUGACUAGUAUAAAUACAAGAAAAUGUUUCAUAUGUUAUCAUAAUGAAACAUCUUUUUAUUUCUUACUCAAACACUAUAUUUCCCAAAUCUCUUGUAUGCAUAAGUUUGCUCCUUGUCGUCGAUGAGAUCAAAAGGGAUGACAACCAUUGGAGCCAAAGGAGAAAGUCCAAGUGCUGAAAUCACUCAAUCUGGUGCAAAAUCACAAGAAUCAAGGGAUGAGUGGUUGAUUUCUAUAGAGAACUGUAACGUUGACGAAACAACAAAGAAAUCCCAAAUAGAAAAAGUUCCAUCAACGCUACGUCAUCGUCACUCAAACGAAGAUUGUUUUGAUCCUAUUGUAGUUUCGAUAGGCCCUUAUCAUCAUGAAAAGUCAGAGCUCAAAGCAUUCGAGGAGCUAAAAAUUCCAAUCGCAAAGAAAUUUUGUCGUGACCAUGGUAAUCAACUAUCUAUCGAACAGUUAUACGAAGUGGUGGAAAAGGUGGGUAAAAGUGCCCGUGAAUGCUAUGCGAAAGGCUCGACUGAACGCUAUGAUGAUGAAUCGUUCAACAGAAUGAUGUUUCUUGAUGCUUGCUUUGUUCUUCAUUUUGUGUUCAUCUUAAGAGAAGAAAAUGUUUCCAAUUGGAAAGAAAUGGAACAAGAAGUAGAUCCACGACAGUACUCGGAUUACUACCAAAUUUUAGUGAGUAGGGACUUGAUCUUGCUAGAGAAUCAAAUUCCUUUACUAGUACUAAAAGUUUUGAUGAAUUUCAUGUUUGAUGGUAAAGGACAGAAAAAGUCGAUUCACAAUUUCCUUGAACGCUACAACAUAAGUAAUUCUGCUUUCAGGGAAUUAGAUUUGGAUGGAGCCCCACACCUUCUAUAUCUAUUAUGGAAAAAUCUUGCUUCUAGGCCAAUUACGAAGACAUUAAAACAAGAGCAAUAUGUAUGGGAAACAUGUCGUGUAUGGGAAACAUAUCGUACAGUAACCAAGCUCGAAUCAGUAGGAAUUUAUGUCGAACCAAGUAAAACUGGAAAUCUUACUCAUGCAGAGUUCAAAUCUCACCUUACUUUCGGUACUCUCACACUUCCUCCAAUCUUCUUCAAUGAUUUAACAAAACCUUUGCUAUUAAACUUGAUGGCUUAUGAAAUGUGUCCCCAUGGGCCUUCUGAUUUGGGCAUUACUUCGUACAUUUGUCUAAUGGAUUCACUCAUUGAUCGUGUUGAUGAUGUUAAAGAGCUCAGGAAGAGAAGAAUUCUUUUCAACAAUAUGGACAGUGACCAAGAAUUGGCACAAUUCUUUAACCAGAUUGCUAAAGAUUUGGUAGGUGAUUAUUCUAUAUAUGCAGAAGUUAAAUGGAAGGUUGAUAAUCAUUGCCAGAAUAAAGUACAAUCCUCGAUAGCUGAAUGGAUGCACAAAUAUUUUAGCAGUCCUUGGUCUCUCUUCGCUUUUCUAGGUGCAAUUUUCACCCUUGCCCUUACUGCGGUACAGGCAUAUUUUACUGUUUUUCCUGGCAAAAAAGAAGACGACUUCCUAAAUCAAUAAUCUCGAAUUUGCACGUGUUUGUUCUUCUGUUUGUUUCAAUUGUUUUGGUUUUGUUGUGUGUUCUUCAUUUUAUGCUGGUGCAAUAAUUAUAUUAUGUUCCAUUGUUUUCAACCA